This is a messenger RNA of Cryptococcus deneoformans JEC21, 910 nucleotides long. RefSeq names its product expressed protein. The transcript is spliced from 6 exons. Gene Ontology annotation, biological process: fatty acid metabolic process. The record is from RefSeq and is a predicted model, not a curated record. The coding region runs from base 103 to 831 and encodes 242 amino acids. Lineage: Eukaryota; Fungi; Basidiomycota; Tremellomycetes; Tremellales; Cryptococcaceae. Gene Ontology annotation, molecular function: fatty-acyl-CoA binding; protein binding.
CGAUGCUCAUCAGCCAGUCAUGAGACAUUCCUAACCACCUGAAUACUCACAAUACUAUCCAAAUUCAGAGGCACAGUCGAGUAAAUUACCCAUCAAUUCAGAAUGUCGACAAUAAGCUUCGCCUCGGAAGACCAGUUCGAAGCUGCCUCAUCGUGGCUGAUUUCAACACCUCCAGCGGCUGGACUUCCAAAUGAGAUCAAGUUAGAGCUUUAUGGUCUUUUCAAAUUUAUAACCACAGGAGCAGGACCAACAUCAUCUCGUCCCUCCCUUUUUUACCCCACCAACCGCGCAAAGCAUGAUGCUUGGGAUUCUGUCUCAAGGAAAUAUCUUCAUUUGAAUUCGGUCCCAAAUCAAACGAAAGCGAUGGCCCAAGGUCGUUAUGUUGAGAUCGCAAAACAAAUUGGAUGGGACGGUGUCAUUCAGGAAGAGAACGAAAUCGAUCUUGAAAGAUUGAGCGAUAGUGGAAGUGAAGAUGGAAAAGACGGAAAUGAGGGAGCAAAGGAUGGAUGGAGAAAAGUCAGCGUCAUGCAGGGAGAAGACGGGUUGGAUAACGAAGGAACAAGCCCUAUACAUGAUGCCGUUGUCGCAGAUUCCCUGCAGGCGGCAAAAGAAUUGGCUGAAAGCGAUUCAAGUUUGAUAAACUCAAGAGAUGAAUUCGGAUAUACACCUCUGCAUUUGGCUGCCGACAGAGGAUACCCAGAAAUGACAAAGCUUCUGUUGGAGCUUGGCGCAGACAAGAGCCUGAAGGACCAGGACGAUCAGACACCUUCAAUGCUCGCUCAAAUAUCGGGUCGGGACGACAUAAUUGCCAUCCUAGAUUCAACUCCAUAGAGGCAUAUGUCUAGAUCGAGGGCAUUUUUUAUGAUCAUAUAAAGAUAUACAUAUAAAUAUGCACCAUGGUUACCUAUAA